Messenger RNA from Leptinotarsa decemlineata (Colorado potato beetle), 1055 nucleotides. RefSeq names its product Guanine nucleotide exchange factor in mesoderm (gene GEFmeso). Lineage: Eukaryota; Metazoa; Arthropoda; Insecta; Coleoptera; Chrysomelidae. Gene Ontology annotation, molecular function: guanyl-nucleotide exchange factor activity; small GTPase binding. The record is from RefSeq and is a predicted model, not a curated record.
AUAUUCUAAGAAUGUGAGUUUUUGUUCUGAAAAUUCAGUUUAUUACAAAAGUGCGUAAAUUAUUUGAAAUGAAUAAAUUUCCACAUCUUCAAAACUUUUUCAUUGCAUUAGUCGUCAGUUCCAUAAAGGUUGCAACAUGCCUUUGCAAAACAACCUUGAGCCAUACCAUAUCGGCUCAUCGCCGGAGUUGAUGCCGAGUAUUAUGGGUGCUUUUGAUGCUAUCGUGGGGACGCAGACAAAGGAAAACGAAGCUGACGUCGAAGUGAAGACCAGUACGCCGAAAAGAAGUCAUCAGGCUAACAAUUUCUCCAACUUGUCGCCUCGCGUGCAGAAAAUCCUGUCGAACGUGCCCGAUCAGGAGAUCAGCAAAAAGUUCAGCUCAGAAGAAACUUUGGGACCAAGGAGAUUCUCCAGCAAGCCUACUUAUAGGUCGUUCCGUUCGCCAGAGAAGUGUUUGAACAAAAGCAACGAAAGUUUGGAAGUCAUUUCUUCGAACGUGCAAAAAAUGUUGUCCAAUCUGCCGGACACGGAACUGGUGAUAAGCGCGAGUACUAUGAAUCUGUCGCGAAACAGUUCGUAUCUGUUCAAUUCGGCCAGUCGUGGUGAGUUUUUGAACAAGCUGCUAUCGGAAGGUGACAGUAACGGGGCCGUUACGAACGGAGGGAAACAGUUUUUGUACUAUUCCGACGAAAAUAGCAAGGAAAACGUCUACGCGGCCGCCGGCGAAGAAUCCGACGUUUGUGACGGUGAGAAAUGUGAAAAUUGUGAUAGUUACAGUCAGAAACCUCUCGGUAGUUACUUGCAUUCCCCUCAAGGGAUCGCUUCGAGGACGCCGGUGGGAAGGAAAAAUAUGGGGAAAUAUUUGCAGGUUCCAAGUGAAAGCAGCACGGGUAACACUAAUAGUACGACAUCCUCAGAAGUAUCCCGACCGGUGUCUCUGACGAGUCUUGGUUCCUGUUCUUCGAGCGGAAGUAGCGGCCAUCAUCAACCCGGAUCCGCGUAUUUGGCAUCUGCGGAAAGUUUGGAUAGCGAUCCCGAACCUGCUGGAAGUCAAG